Molecule: messenger RNA, 3924 nt
Organism: Tachysurus vachellii
Lineage: Eukaryota; Metazoa; Chordata; Actinopteri; Siluriformes; Bagridae
Gene: h6pd
Product: hexose-6-phosphate dehydrogenase (glucose 1-dehydrogenase)
Exons: 5
Coding region: 165-2531 (788 amino acids)
Biological process (GO): glucose metabolic process; pentose-phosphate shunt, oxidative branch; pentose-phosphate shunt
Cellular component (GO): endoplasmic reticulum
Molecular function (GO): NADP binding; glucose-6-phosphate dehydrogenase activity; 6-phosphogluconolactonase activity
Source: RefSeq, a predicted model, not a curated record
UCAAAAAUCUACUAAACAACACUGAAACUAAUACAGCAUGAAACAUAAUUAUGCUAGUUGCCUGGAGUCACGUGACCACACACACACACGUGACACACACACGGAAGCGACUGUCAUGAUGCACAUUACACACUGCUCCCAGGAACACAGGGUUUGGUGAAGCCAUGUGGAGGAUAAGAGGGUGUCUGCUGCUCCUGGCCACCACAUGUUGGCUAAGAGGCCAUGCCAAAGACAACAAGGAUCCUCCACGUCAUGUGUCUGUGGUUAUUGUAGGUGCCACCGGUGACCUGGCCAAAAAAUAUCUUUGGCAAGGAAUUUUCCAUCUUUAUGCCAGCCAAGUAGACAAAGGCCACACUUUCUCGUUCUAUGGAGGCGGCCUCUCUUCAGCUGAAAAGGGCACACCGCUGCUUUUUGAGAUAUUAAAGGAGCUGAAAUGCCCAUUGGGACUUACAACUGAGCGUUGCGCUCUGGUUAAAGAGCAGUUCUUGCGACUGUCCCAGUAUCUGCAGCUUAAGAGUGUGGAGGAUUAUGAGAAGCUCAGUGAUCAAAUCCAGUUGCAGCUCAAGCAGGAGGGCAUGAUGGAAGCAGGGAGGCUUUUUUACAUGUCUGUUCCAGCCUUUGCUUAUGCUGAAAUCGCAGAAAAGAUCAAUAGCACCUGUCGACCCCAAGCUGGAGCAUGGCUCAGGGUUGUUCUGGAGAAGCCAUUUGGACACAGCUUCAGCAGUGCCCAACUUUUAGCCACACAGCUGUACAGUUUUCUGAAAGAGGAGGAGAUGUACAGGAUUGAUCACUAUUUAGGGAAGCAGGUUGUCUCCCAAAUAUUGCCCUUUAGGAAAAAAAAUCACAAGCUUCUAAAGCCGAUUUGGAACAAGCACCACAUUGAGAGAAUAGAGAUUGUCUUGAAGGAAAUAUUGGAUUGCAAAGGCCGGAUUCAGUUUUAUGACCAAUACGGGGUCAUCAGAGACAUGCUCCAGAACCACCUUACAGAAAUUAUGACCCUUUUAAUGAUGAACAUACCUGCUAACAUGUCCAACAGCGAAGAGGUCCUACGGAACAAGCUCAAAGUCUUCAGUGGCCUUGAAUACAUGGAUCGAAGAAAUGUGGUUGUAGGUCAGUAUCAGGGCUAUAAUGCAGAAGUCCAGAUGGAACUCAACAAAACAAAGGAUUAUUUCAGCCUUACCCCAACUUUUGCUGGUGUGGUCAUUUUUGGAAACAGUCCUCAAUACGACGGCAUUCCCAUAUUUAUGUCAUCGGGUAAGAUGCUUGAUGAACGUGUUGGAUAUGCUCGAGUUCUUUUCAAAAAUAAUAAAUUUUGCAUUCAGGAAUACAGCAGUGUCCACUGCAAGCCCAAACAGAUUGUAUUCUAUUUCGGCCACGGGAAUCUCCAAUAUUCAGCAAUUCUUGUUAGCAAAAAUUUGUUUAAACCAGAUGUGAUAAACAGUGAUUGGAAAGAGGUUACAGAGCAUAAAGCCAUUUCCGUGCUUGGGUUACCACUCUCUGACUAUCACAUCCAGUCCCCAGCGGUGCCCACAGAGGCCUAUUAUGAGCUCAUAUCUAAUGUGUUCUAUGGACGUAAAGAUAGUUUUGUCAGUGCACAGAACCUCAUGGCCUCCUGGGCUUUCUGGACACCGCUCUUGAACAGCCUGGUCAAUGUCGUUCCACGGCUAUAUCCAGGCGGUGCAGCUAACGGUGACCUCCUGAACAUUCAGCUGCAAAGUCGGUCGGUUGGAUUCAUUAGUGAUGAGGAGGUGAAUGUGAUUCAACAAGGUCCGGAAGAGAACUUCCAGGUUAUGCAAGGAAAGUUCCGCAAUGCCGAAAUGGUGUCUGCCUGGUCUAAGGAAUUAGUGGAGCGCUUAGCCUCUGAUCUGCACAACACGGCUGAAGAGGUUGUUCAGGCUGAAGGUCAAUUCCAUCUGGCCUUGUCAGGAGGUUCCAGCCCCAUUGCCCUGUUUCUUCAACUUACACAGCACCAUUACACUUUCCCGUGGCACAGCACUCAUGUUUGGUUAGCAGACGAACGGUGUGUGCCACCCACUGAGGCAGAUUCCAACUUCCGUUCGAUUCAUGACCAGCUCCUGCAGAAUGUUCAUAUUCCUUACUUCAACAUCCACCCCAUGCCAGUGCAGCUCAAUCAGCGCUUGUGUGUUGAGGAAGAUGGUGGUGCAAUCCUUUAUGAGAAACAAAUAAACGAGCUAGUCAAUGGUUCUCGUUUCCAUUAUAUACUGCUUGGUGUAGGUGAGGAUGGUCACACUGCUUCACUGUUCCAAGACAGCAGUCUGCAGAAUAAUGGAGACAAAUUGGUGGCCCUGACUGAAAGUCCAAUCAAACCUCACCAGCGGAUGAGUCUUACAUUCACUGCCAUCAACAAAGCACACAGGGUAGGAAUACUGAUCAUGGGGAGAAGAAAACAUGAGCUUGUAGUUCAGCUCAGUAGAAUUAAGGGUAAAACUUCCAAGUAUCCAAUCACAAGUGUAGAACUAAAAGAUGGCCAUUUAACAUGGUAUAUAGACUAUGAUGCACUUUUAGGAUAAGAUCUAGUAACCUCAGGAAUACAAGGGAGUAGUAUAAUUAUAUACUGUUAAUUAAAAUACUCAGGGACUGACUGGGUGUUUGGGGGAUUUGAUAAAUACUCUUAUUACUCUUAAAAGUAGUAAACACAAUUUACUAUAUUAUUCAUAGAGAAACUUUGUGUUAAAAUAUCAACAUAGAAGUGGAACCGCCUUGGAAUACUUAGGAUGGAAUUAAAAUCCAGUGAGAAUAAUAGUCCAGAAAUCCUGAGCUGAAGAAAAAAAAAAACUUUGCCAGUUUCCAUAGCUGAUUUUGAGUAAUUCCAAAUUAACCAAAAUAUUUUAAAGAGAAAACUGGGAGAUCAUCUUUUAUUACUGUACACUUGUCUGCUUUUUCACCCUUUGUAUAACAGACUUCAUAGCAUAGUUUUCUAUUCCACUGUGCUACUUUUUUCUGUUCUCUGUACCUUUCAGUUUGGUUACAAACCUUGAAACUGUGAAUAUUAAUACAAAAAGACAAUAAAUUUGAUAUUUGAAAUAGUUUAUUGUGCUAAUUUUAGAGAGAAGGGAAUUUUUUAUGAACAUGUUUCAAUCUAAAAGCAUUUUCUGUGAUAAAUUUAAUAGAUUACAGAGUCUGCUUUUAAUAGACUGCAUUCUGAAACGAGUAUAGAUACUCUGGGCCCAUGCAGACUCAAUUAGAGAUGUUUUUAAUGUGUACAUAGUGAGAAAGGGUCACAUAAUAUGUUAGGACUCGUCAUGUAGAAUGAAAAAAAAGUAUGAUCGGUGGGAAUAUGUGUCUGGGAAGCUUUCAUAAAUCCAUGGUCUUGUAUAUCACUGGUUUGAGUAUUUUUGAUGGUUGAUUAUUGUAUAUAUAAAUUUCUGUGGUCUUUCAGGUGUAGUCACAGCAGAAAGUGUCAUUCCAUUUUGCCAAGCCCAUAUUGGCUAUUUAAGGCAUUCCAGAAAUAUAUAAAAUGAUAUUUGUCACAUUGUGCAACUAAAUAAAAUACCUUAAGUGCCUUUUGUAAUAGUUAUUAAUGUUGGAAGUCUGACACAAACCAAAUGAUGUUAAUCCAAUUGUUAAAUAAAAUAAUAAAUGAAUAUAUAUAUAUAUAUUUUUUUUUUUUCCAUAUAAAAUGAAAUUGCAUUUUGUCUGGAAAAAGGUUUUGUGGAGAACAUGGAAAGGGGGGUGACAUUGGGGUGGAAUUUUCAUUGAUAUAUACAUAUCAAUAUCUAACUGAUAAUGUUUUUUUUACUGGUUUCCAUUUUAAUGCCAUUUGAAAUUAUGUGGGCUGCUUUAAAAUGUUUUGUACUGUAAAUUCUUAAAUCACAGCAUAUAUGUGUACUGAUAAACAUGCAUUAUUUAGUGCCAGUCCAUUCAGUAGGUUUCACAAAGUAAAUAAAGACUUAUCAUAUAAAA